Messenger RNA from Serinus canaria (Common canary), 3948 nucleotides. RefSeq names its product transmembrane protein 132B (gene TMEM132B). The record is from RefSeq and is a predicted model, not a curated record. The transcript is spliced from 9 exons. Lineage: Eukaryota; Metazoa; Chordata; Aves; Passeriformes; Fringillidae. Bases 9 to 3272 code for a protein of 1087 amino acids.
UCAGCACCAUGACUACUUCUGGGCAUGGAACAAAGAGGAUGCUCUCCCGGGGCCCCGCGCUGCUCCUGGCGCCGCUGCUGCUCCUGUGCCGAGUGGUGGAGAGCCGAGGAGGGAUCAUGGACAGCAUCCAGAGAUUCUCCAACCUGCCAACCUAUCUCCCUGCCAGCCCUCACAUCUCCAAUGCUGAUACUUUCUUCUUCCUCAAGGAAGCCAACCAGGAUAUCAUGAGGAACUCCAGUUUGCAGUCUAGGGUGGAUUCAUUCUUUAUAUACAAAGCCAAACAGCCACCUGUCCUAAAUGCCACCUAUGGACCCUUUUCUGUUGAACAACCCGUUCCCUUGGACCUCAUGCUGACUUCUGCAUCUUUUGGUUUCACAAAUAAAUUCGCUUUUAAUUGGAAAUUAAAAUCCCACAUAAUCAACAGCUCGAUCUAUUCCAACAAACCUAAAAUACAGACCCUGUUCUACAUCGCGGGGAAGGACUGGGACGACUACGACUCCGAGGAGAUGCUGCCUUGUGUGAAGAUGUUUGCUUUCCUGGAGUCUCGAGAAGUGGUGGCCAGCUGCAGAUUGACAGGCCACCUGGGAUUAUGUGUUGUGGAGCUGGAAUUGUCUCCCAGCUGGUUCAGCUCCCCUCCACCCCUGGUUUCAGAGGAAACAGCCUCCCUGGAAGGGAUUACUGUGGAGCUCUUCUAUAAGAUUUAUACAGUGGAUGGGGAAUGUUCUCCAGAGGAUGCAAAAUGGGAAAACAACAUCCAUGCAGGUGAAGAGAAUGAGCACCAAGCUUUGUCAGCUAUGGAGAGGAUUGGAAGCAUCGUGGUUUACCCAAAUCAAGACAAAUUAAAGCAGUCAUCGCUGAGGGUGGAUGAAAAUAUCAUUAUUCACUUACCACUCAGCCCUGUCAGAGAGGGUGACAUUGUGACCUUCCAUGUUUUCCUGGAUGAUUACUCACUAGCAGACCAGUUUGUAUUAAGGAUCAGGACGGCGCCAGGAGUGAGGAUCUCGGACAUCAGGGUCAGUGAUGCUGACCAGUGGGGCGUGCAGGAGGAGACGGACAGCGCCCGCAGCACGGCCACGCUCACCUGCGUGCACAACGACCCCGGCGCCCAGGACAGAGCCAACAUGACCUCCUACGAGAUCCUGCAGAUGGAUUUUGAGAUUGACAAUGCCAGCAGCCUGGCAGGGGCCCAGCAGAUCACCUGGCAGGUGGAGUACCCGCGGGACGACUCGGUCAGCGAGCUGGUGGUGUCCGAGAUCUUCGUCAGCCGCACCCUGUUCGUGGGCAUCGUGCCCCUUGCCAUGGACACCGAGAUCCUCAACACAGCCAUCCUGACGGGCAGGAUGGUGGCUGUGCCAGUCAAGGUGGUGGCUGUGCAGGAGGACGGCUCCGUGGUCGACGUCUCCGACUCCACCGAGUGCCGAUCCGCUGACGAGGACGUGGUGAAGGUUUCUGAGAGCUGUGACUCCAUCUUUGUUAACGGCAAGGAGAUGAAGAGCAAAGUGGACACCAUUGUGAAUUUCACCUACCAACAUUUCACCACGCAGCUGGAGGUGACGGUCUGGGUCCCGCGGCUGCCGCUGCAGAUCGAGAUCUCUGACACCGAGCUCAGCCAGAUCAAGGGCUGGAGGAUCCCUGUCACCUCCAACAAGAGGCCCACGCGGGACAGCGAGGAUGAGGAGGAUGACGAGAAGAAGGGCAAAGGCUGCACCCUGCAGUACCAGCACGCCCUGGUGAGGGUCCUGACGCAGUUUGUGGCCGAGUCCUCGGAGCUCGGGGGCCACCUGACCUACCUGCUGGGCUCAGAGUGGCAGUUUGACAUCACUGACCUGGUGGCUGAUUUCAUGAAGGUGGAGGAGCCCAAGGUGGCCAAGCUGCAGGAGGGCCGGGUGCUGGCCGGGCGGGAGCAAGGCAUCACCACGGUGCAGGUCCUGUCCCCUCUCUCGGAUUCCAUCCUGGCAGAGAAGACAGUGAUAGUUCUGGAUGACAGGGUGACCAUUGCUGACCUGGGUGUGCAGCUGGUGUCAGGCCUGUCUGUGUCCUUUCAGAGCAGCAAAGGAAACAAGAGAGCCAUCCUUGCCACCACCUCUGCCCACGACAUCCUGCGCACUCCCAAACAGGAGGCUGUGGUGAGUGCUUGGGUUCUGUUCAGCGACGGGGCGGUGACGCCCUUGGACAUCUACGACUCCAAGGACUUCUCCGUGGCCAUCACCUCCCUGGACGAGAUGGUGGUGUCCUCACACCAGAGCCUGCAGUCCCUCUGGCCGGUGGUGGUGGCAGAAGGGGACGGGCAGGGGCCCCUGAUCAAAAUUGAGAUGGUGAUCAGCGAGCCCUGCCAGAAGACCAAGCGCAAGAGCGUUCUGGCCGUGGGGAAGGGAAACGUCAAAGUGAAGUUUGGCCAGAAGGAUUCGGACCAGAAGGGGAGCACCAACGACAUUGAUGAUGUGGAGAAAGAUUUUAAAAGCCAUGCCAGCAAUGCCAUAGAGAAAGCUGCAGAACAAGAGAGGACAGCACAAGACUGGUCCAAAACCCACGAGGACGUGUCCGGUCCUGAGGACAAUGCGAACAAAAGCACAACUUUCAUCUCUCCCGUUGAUCAGGAGUCCCUGGAGGAUGGCCAGCUUCAGAACAACCCAACUGCCUUCACAGGUUUCCCUGCCCAGGUAGAAAUACCGGGAGAAAGCAAUCCCAGUGAUCUCUCAUUGACUUCCAGAGGAUUGACAGACCUGGAGAUCGGCAUGUACGCGCUGCUCUGCGUUUUCUGCUUGGCAAUCUUGGUGUUUCUGAUUAACUGCGUGGCGUUUGCUUGGAAGUACAGGCACAAAAGGUUUGCUGUCAGUGAGCAAGGCAACAUCCCCCAUUCCCAUGACUGGGUCUGGCUUGGAAAUGAGGUGGAGCUCCUGGAAAACCCAGUGGACAUUUCGCUCCCAUCAGAGGAGUGCACUACCAUGAUUGACAGAGGGAUGCAGUUUGAAGAAAGCAACUUUCUCCUUAAUGGGAGUUCUCAGAAGACUCUUCAUAAUCAUAUCCUCAGAUCUUCUGAGUACCUUUGUGAAAAAGAAGUUAAAAGUGAACCUAUAAAUCCUUCUGGGCCAAAGCAGAAGCGAGUAAAGUUCACUUCAUAUACAACAAUACUGCCAGAGGAUGGAGGCCCCUACACCAACUCAAUUCUAUUUGACAGUGAUGAUAAUAUUAAAUGGGUAUGCCAAGAUAUGAAUCUUGGUGAUUCCAAGGAACUUAGGGACUAUAUGGAAAGACUGCAAGACAAUAUGUAAAACUACUUUCUUAUGUUUGUAAUCACCUUUAUGCCUUCUGUUUAUGGAUGGUGGAGCAGUCAGUCCAGUCAGCAAUAGGAACAAGACAGCCCAACCCUGGAGGUCCUGAGAUGAUAACCUGAUGGCAGAGAGCAGGUCCAAGAGGCUGGCUGAGUUAAUCCUGUUUCACCACAGACCAGGAUGUGCCCCUAAAGCAGCUCCCUGUAGGUGUUGGAGGUGUCCCACACGGUGGCUGUGGCUGUGUACUGCCUGGUUCUGGCAAAAUGCUGAUCCACCUGCGCUCAGACUCAGAGGAGACUCCGUUUGUUGGUCAUCUCUCAUGAGAAAUGGUCACUCAGAAAAGAAAGGGAUGUUUGUUUGCAUUGAUUUUUUCUAGUCGUCGUCCUUUGUAAAGCACAGUGGACAUUUCUUGCUCACAGCCUGAGAGGAGGCUCAUGGAAAAAGGGAUUGGAAUGAAUCUCAUUUUAUUGCCUAUGUGCAAUGCAGCCAAGUAGUCUUAUUAUUUUUUACAGAUAUAAAAAACCCCAUGUGGUUAAUUUCUUCUUAUAUUGUUUGUGAAUUUUAUUUGACUUAGGGAACAUUAAAUAUUUUCUUUGAAGGGGUUUUUUUUUUUUUUUUUUUUUUUUUCGGUUGUACCAAAGUGUAGUACAGUAAUAUUUAUAAUGAUUUGAGUUUU